This is a messenger RNA of Erythranthe guttata (spotted monkey flower), 1375 nucleotides long. Its product is annotated as Galactose mutarotase-like superfamily protein. The record is from RefSeq and is a predicted model, not a curated record. Gene Ontology annotation, cellular component: cytoplasm. Gene Ontology annotation, biological process: carbohydrate metabolic process. Gene Ontology annotation, molecular function: carbohydrate binding; glucose-6-phosphate 1-epimerase activity. Lineage: Eukaryota; Viridiplantae; Streptophyta; Magnoliopsida; Lamiales; Phrymaceae.
UCAAUUUUAAUAUCAUCCCCAAUUGGGAAGCGGUGGCUGAGUGCUCACAAAAGCUUCGGUUUGCUCAUUUUUGGGAAGUUGUACAUUUCGCCCUAUUUUUUUAAUGGUGCUUUGAUUGUUGUACAUCAAAUCCCGGCGCAUUUUAGCGUACCACGUACACCUGUGUUGUACAACUACCUGUACGUACACGUAUCCCUCCUCCUUCCUUUGUACAUCAAAGAAUGGGGCAUUCUGCAGCCGUUUGUGACCACAGAGCUUCGUUUGAAUUGACGAAAGAUUGGAAUGGGAUCGAACAAGUUGAACUUAGGAACCCUCAAGGAGCAUCGACUCGAGUCAGUUUGUACGGUGGACAAGUUCUCUCGUGGAGGAAUGAAAGAGGCGAAGAACUUCUGUUUACCAGUAGUAAGUCCAUCUUUAAGUCUCCGAAAGCAAUGCGAGGAGGAAUCUCUAUUUGCUUUCCCCAGUUUGGAAACUGUGGUUCACCUGAUCAAAAUGGAUUUGCUCGGAACAAAAUUUGGACAAUCGAGAAUAAUCCUCCUCCAUUGCAUCCAAAUGAUUCCGUCGGUAAAUCCUUUGUCGACUUGUUACUAAAACCAGCCGAAGAAGAUCUCAAGUGCUGGCCUCAUAGCUUUGAGCUCCGCCUUAGAGUUGCGCUGGCUUCUGACGGAAACUUGAUAUUGAUAUCUCGCGUAAGGAACAUAAACGGGAAGCCUUUCAGCUUCUCGUUUUCUUACCACACACACUUCUCUGUUUCUGAUAUAAGUGAAGUGAGAGUAGAAGGUUUAGAGACACUGGAUUACCUCGACAAUCUCUGCCAAAAGGAACGGUUUACGGAGCAAGGUGAUGCCAUAACAUUCGAAUCUGAGGUGGACCGUGUUUAUCUAAGCUCUCCACAGUGUGUUGCUGUUUUGGAUCACGAGAAAAAACGGACAUAUGUUAUCAGAAAGGAAGGCCUACCCGAUAUUGUUGUGUGGAAUCCAUGGGAGAAAAAGUCGAAAGCAAUGGCGGAUUUUGGAGACGAAGAAUACAAACAGAUGGUAUGUGUAGCUGGAGCAGCUAUUGAAAAUAAAAUCACAUUAAAACCGAGAGAAGAAUGGACUGGCAGGAUUGAGCUUGCAGCUGUCCCGUCUAGCUUUUGCACCGAUUUUCUCGACCCUCAUCUCAACUUCUUCUGACGCUCUCGAUUUCAGUUACUCUGGUUAAGGAUCUUGUCUUAAUGCAGCAGUAUAUUAGUGAAACCUCAACUAUUGUUUUUUUUAAUAUGCAAAUUGAGGGAUUUAGUCUUUAGAGAUGUCUUGUUUUGCUGGCUGUAUGGAUUUAUUGUAUCCAACCUUACUAUUUUCUACAACUUAUAUGCUCAAAUUUUCUUGAUCUC